This is a messenger RNA of Notothenia coriiceps (black rockcod), 2220 nucleotides long. It is a transcript of the gene sec24a, whose product is annotated as SEC24 homolog A, COPII coat complex component. Gene Ontology annotation, molecular function: zinc ion binding; SNARE binding. NCBI's taxonomy places the organism in Eukaryota, Metazoa, Chordata, Actinopteri, Perciformes, Nototheniidae. Gene Ontology annotation, biological process: COPII-coated vesicle cargo loading; intracellular protein transport; endoplasmic reticulum to Golgi vesicle-mediated transport. The transcript is spliced from 6 exons. Gene Ontology annotation, cellular component: endoplasmic reticulum exit site; COPII vesicle coat. The record is from RefSeq and is a predicted model, not a curated record. Bases 7 to 795 code for a protein of 262 amino acids.
UAAAGUAUGUAUAACACAAGAAAGAAUAAGAUUGUAAUGCAAAUGUGUCCCUCUCUCCCUCCAGCUGUGGACCGCUCGGCGACGGCCAGUCUGAGUGACGCCAGAGAUGCGAUGACCAACGCUGCCAUCGACUCGCUGACGUCGUACCGGCAGUCCGUGUUGACCAUCCAGCAGCCCGGACUGCUGGCCCCCGCCUGCCUCAGACUCUUCCCUCUCUUCAUCCUCGCCCUGCUUAAACAGAAAGCCUUCAGGACGGGCACCAGCACCAGGCUGGAUGACCGUGUGUUUGCCAUGCUUCAGCUGAAGUACCAGCCCCUGGUCUACUCUCUGCUGAUGAUCCACCCUGCUCUGUACCGUGUCGACGAUCUGACCGACGAGGGAGCUUUGAACAUCAAUGAGCGGACCAUCCCUCAGCCCAGAGUGCUGCAGCUGUCUGUUGAGAAGCUCAGCAGGGAGGCAGCAUUCCUCAUGGAUGCUGGAACGGUGAUGUAUCUGUGGAUCGGACGGAACUGCCACCCCAACUUCCUCUCUCAAGUCCUGGGAGUUCCCAGCUACGCUGCUGUGCCUGAUAACCUGUAUCUGCUCCCAGAGCUGGACACGGCCGAGUCGCAGAGAACCAGAGCUUUCAUCGGUUGGCUGAGGGAUCAGAGGCCCUUCUUCCCCCCAAUGCAUGUCAUCAGGGAAGAGAGCCAGCUGAAACCCACUUUUAUGCAGAACAUGAUCGAGGACCGAACAGAGUCGGCCCUGUCGUACUACGAGUUCCUGCUCCACCUCCAACAGCAAAUCUCCAAAUAAUCUUCAGUGGGACUGUGGAGACUAGGGAACACUGAAGUGAGGAUGUGAAUCGUGUACGUGCGUGUGUGUGUGAAAGCAGUGGGAGUCAGACUCAAGGAACCCUCUUGCUCCAUCUCCAUCUCCAGCUCCGGUCCACCUUCUCUUUCUAAGGAAAAGCUGAACUGACCUGAAGCGUCACUCAAAUCAAACUAUUUGGAGGACACUGCAAAGACUGAGAGAGAGAGACAAAUAAAUCGAUUCUGAUGCUUAUUUGAAACUUUUUACCCAGCUGCAGCUGUGCGUCGGAAGAUGAGAAAAAAGCAAGAAAUCCAAGAUGAUGAUGAUGAUGAUUAUGUUAAUGAUUGAAUGAAUCAGUGUUUAUUCUCAUAGAACAAUGCUGUCAAACUUCGGUAUCGUUCAGAUACAGUCCAGGCAAACGUAUGUGUGAGGUGUUUUUGUUCAAAAAGCAGUCUUUACUAAAACAAUUCAAACGUGUGUAUGCUUAGGACUAGGUUUAUGGGGAAGAUUAGUAUGUCUGCGCUCAAAGACUGUUAUUGAGUGUCACCAGGAGUAUUUGUACACACGGCAUCUGAGCUCUAACAACAUUCUUUAAUAUCAAACCUGAAGGACAGAACGUGGGCUUUUUUAUUUCUUAGUCAUUAUAAUUAUGUGUCGAACAAAUUCGUAAUCUCACCUGUAGAAGGCAGGGACGUUUGAAGGCCGAUGGACCUCUUGGUUGUCACUGCGUUGAAUGUGUGGAAAGUCAUUUUCAUCAGUCUGAUCUGUCCUUUCAAAAACUGUCAUCUUUUCUGUCUGUUCAGUCAGAACUCAUCUGACGACGUCCCUGUUUUCUUUGUCCAUUUCUUCUUUUUGUUUCUGAUUAUCUAAUAAUUUAUGAGACUCCCACUCUGAUUAAAUUCUAUAAUUGCCUUGUAUGGGAAGUCACUUUUUAUUAUUAAACCUCUGUUUAAAUACAGACUCUAUAUAUGAAAUAUUUUAAUAUAAUAGGAUAUGGGAAAUUCUUUAACACAGACAUAACAAAGUCAUUGUGAUCCUUUAGUCAUGCUUAUUGAUACUUGUAUAUUGAAAAAUACUGCAUUAUAUCAAGGUGAACAAAUGCUGAUUUUAGAAUAAACAUUAAGGUGAAAUGACGCUAAAGAAAUAAAAUGUUUGGGACUUUUUAAAUGUAGUUUUGUGUUUUGGUUGGGGAGCAGUGUUUAUUAGGUAAAAGUGAAGACUACAAAACAUAAAUAUGGACCAAUAGUAGUCAGUCAAGAAAGAAAUUAAGUGUGAAUUGAGGAUUUUUGAUUUGGUCUGAUUUCAUACAGUUUGUAAUCUAUGUAUUAUAUAAGCAAAUAUGUAUUUAGAAACAGACAUAUGUUUUCGUCUUUAUGCACAGAACUGUCUUUCAUAAGAAUAUGAAAAUAAAAAUAGCCUGUGUUUGUA